This is a messenger RNA of Dibothriocephalus latus, 447 nucleotides long. The record is from the annotation of a GenBank genome assembly. NCBI's taxonomy places the organism in Eukaryota, Metazoa, Platyhelminthes, Cestoda, Diphyllobothriidea, Diphyllobothriidae.
AUGUGCAGUGACUUGAGACGACGCGUGCUUGAGGAAGUUGAAGUGAGGCAGCAGUCUCCAGGGGUCAUGCCGCCUGCUUCCCGUGGGACAACUCUGACAGAUGCAGCAGGAGAACGUGAAGUAGAGGGAGACAGUGCGGAUGGGCUACUUGCCAAUUAUUCGGUCGACUCACGCCUGAGUGACGAGGAGGCCUUCUUGAGAGAAUUCGAAAAAUUUGAUAAGAGCAUGAACAUGAUGAAAACGUGCACUGUGGAGCCACAGAGGUGGGUGGCAUCUACAUCGUAUCUUUCGGCUGUCCGCAAUCAAGAGGAAGCUACAAAGGCCGUUCUACCGUAUGGGAAUAAAUUUUGGAUUGUUUACGGACCGGACACACUGAAGGUCUUUAAGAAUCCGAAGGAUCGGCACAUAGAGUCAGUCGUGCGUACCAGUGGAUGCCGCAUAACGUAG